Molecule: messenger RNA, 3648 nt
Organism: Liolophura sinensis
Lineage: Eukaryota; Metazoa; Mollusca; Polyplacophora; Chitonida; Chitonidae
Product: mediator of RNA polymerase II transcription subunit 26-like
Exons: 3
Coding region: 80-1972 (630 amino acids)
Biological process (GO): regulation of transcription by RNA polymerase II; positive regulation of gene expression
Cellular component (GO): core mediator complex; nucleus; mediator complex
Molecular function (GO): transcription coregulator activity
Source: RefSeq, a predicted model, not a curated record
AUGUCCGCCAUACCUGUGGCAGACUAUCGGGCACUCUGCUGGCACAAGUCCCGUUACAUAGGAACUUCUGGCUGGCCCCAUGCAGUACUCUCCUCAACAGAUAAAAGAUAGACUUCUAAGGGCACUAGAUGAGGACAAUAAUGUUGUGGACAUGGCCCAAGUGUUGGAGGUCAUCUCCAUUCUGGAGACCUAUACCAUUACUAGAGAAGCUUUGGAGCAAACUAGAAUUGGAAAGACCAUUAAUGAACUGCGGAAAAAGACGAAAAAUGAGGAACUGGCAAAAAGGGCCAAGCGCUUGGUGCGAAGCUGGCAGAAGCUUGUAUCUGGCGGGGGAGAUUCCGGGGCAACAAAUGGGGAUCCGUCAGGGGCCUUGCCUCAUCCAUGUGUGGCUAUGUUACAGGGUAGUCCCCGAUCCCGCCCCAAUAGUCCCGCCUCAGUCCUCAGCAAUAUCUCACCGGGCCUGUCAAUCAGCCGGCCAGGUACUCCUCUCACUCCAGGGAGCAAGUCUAGUCUAACCUCAAACAGGGUGAAAUCUCGCCCUCAGACACCCAACUCUGUGGGAAGUGGGGCACGGCUUCAGACUAAUGUGUCCCCUAAGCUGCAUUUUGGUGGCAGAAUUGGUGCCCAACCCAACCAAAAUGCGACCUCAGAAAACCUGGGCCACCGUCAAACUCUCUCCCCGCUGAUCACUGGAACUAAAGGGAGAACACUCAGUCCCGCUGUAUCUGGUGGCAUUCGUGUUAGCCCCUCUAGCGAUCGGGGGAAGACAAAGAAGCCAGAUAAAAACGCUGUACAAAAUGUGAAUCAUUCCAAUGGAAAUAAAAACCUUUCUCCUGCCUUGUAUGGGGUGAACUCUGAACUCAGCAGAUCUCCUGCCUUGCCUGGAGUUAACUCUGAACUUAGCAGAUCUGAUCUGGCAGCACAGAAGAAACGGUCGCGAACAGAAGCUGACACAGACAGCUCCUCCACCAAAAGACUGUCCGUGCGAACUGGCUGGACUGCCGGGGAUAACUCCUGCCAGCCUCCCGCGAACCAGUUAAACCAAGAGCGUAGACACUCGCCGGUAAAUGGGAUGGUGAAGCACUCUGGGAAGUCUAGUGGCCUUAAGGGGUUUGUGAGGGAAAGUCAUUACCGCCCAGCAACCACGCUUCAUGGUAGUAAGCCAGCCACUGUCACAUCACCUAGCCUGGAUGACUCAAGAGAUAGUGACAGCUUCUCCGCCAAGCGGACUAUUAAUUUCAGUGUGCAAAAUAAACUGGGCGAUGCCGACAAACCUGGCAAAGAAAGUUUAGUAAAACCUCCCAAAGCAAGGGUAAAAACUACAGCUGAGUUAAUCGCUGAACUCCAGGCAAAAAGUGAUACUGUCGAUCGUAAAACUUUGGAAAGAAUUGCCUCUGUUGAACGGGAAGCUGACGAUUUAAACCAGUCAGUUGUGCCUGCUGGGGCCCUGCCUAGAGCUAGGAGGAAGCCAAAUGAGGCGGUAACACCGCUUACUGGUAGUCGUGGGAGGGGCAAGCUGAGCCCCAAUAAAACUGAACUGGUUGAGAAAUUCCUGUUAUCAUCAGUGGCCAGUCCGUCUCCUGUUGAAGAUUUCCAUUGUUUUAAAGAUGAAGAUCAUUCUAGUGAUUCCCUUAAUCACUCAGAACACAGUGCUAAGUUAGAUAGUUCACUGGAUCCUGUGCGUGAGCAGUCCACGGCCACUGGGCCAGGACUUGUUGAUCCUUUGUCCUUGUUACCUCCCCUUAAUCUGGAGGAGAUUGUAUGGGAUGAAGAAGAGGAUGAGGGUGUGCUAGAAACCGGUAAGCGGUCAGUUACAAACAUUGAUGUGGAGCGACUGUCAAACUAUCAUUGGAUGGGAGUGAAUGGGACAUACGACAGUGCGGGCAACUGGCGGGACUGGAUGCAAACUUACUCCGUGCCCACGUUUGACGGGGAAGUGCUCCAUAUCCUGCCCUAUGUAAAUAUUGACUGAGUCACACGGACUCUGUGAUGCAUUGUUGUUUCUGUCAUGUCUACUUCUUCCUCCCAGGACCAGGCUCACAUCUUAUUUAAGAAAAAAACAUUUAUUGAUGAUUUACUUGAUAUGUGUAAAAAGCCAAAUGUUACAAAUAUUGAAGUAUUAAAAUGUUGAAGGCACAUUAUAUUUGACUAUGGCAUUGAUGUUGUCUCGAGGGAGAUUUAAGAUGGUUACCAUGGUGAUCGAUGCAGAGCCGUUUUGUUAAAACAACCUUCACCUUUUAGUUUACAGAGACAUAUUUGUUACAGUUAAACAGUGGGAACUGUUCUCAUCUCUGUGUUACCUGCAUUGAAAGUCAAUGAUUUCCACAGUUCAGAUGCCUCAAAAACAUAGGUGUGUAUGAUAUAUAUAUGUAUAUAUAAAUUUAUAUAACAUAAUAUAUAUAUAUGUGCAUGUAUAUACAUGUAUAAACUAAAGUGCUGUAACAUUGAUUUUCUUGUGAAUUACAUUUGAAACGUCUGCAAAUCAGCUAUAAACAAAUUAUUUAAGUUAUUCUGGGAAAUUUUCCGUUCAGAUACAUGUGGGUGUCAGUCACAGUGUCCAAACCAUUUUGACAUACCUUGUUUGACUGUUGGAUUGUGUUCUUUGCAUUUGUACAGUUUAUACCACUGAGUAGUUGUGUUGAUGUUGAAUGCUACAUGUGACAGAAUCCUGGCAUGUAUAUGUCGUGUGGACUUUUACGAUACACAGUUAGUGGUUAGAUUUUGGAGUACCUCCCUUUCUCCAACUUCAGCCCCCCCCCCCCCCCCUCAAACCUCCCCUCCCCUCCCUCCCCACCAAAGUGUCACAGCUAUGCACUGUCUGUAUCACACCUUGGCCACGGGUGGAGGCCACUGGGUAGAAUCAUUGAUCUUAUGCCCCUAUCGGAGUCUUUUAAGCCUUGUAUGCAAGUUUGUUUUUUUUCAAAAGAAGAACCAUGAAGUACACUGAAAAAAAGGGAUCUACAAUCUGUAACUUUGUGAAGAGUUAGCACAUAAUAAAGAUUUGAACUUUUAUAUAUUUCAUAAGGACAGUUUAUAAUGUUAAAUGUUGGUAAACAAAGAGGGACUGUUGGGUAACCUUCCUUCUAAGAAGGAGUGCUCUUUGAUGCACAAUCCGGUGUGGUAAAGCAAGGUUGAUAAAUGAUCAAUUCAAUUCUCAGUGCUGCUGUCAGGGCCGACUUAGAACACGUGGUCAGCACUGUUUUGUUUUGUUCAUACAUGUGCAUGUAUAGCAAUACCCAUGUGUGGCAAAGGGUCGAAAAUGGCUGAACAACCCAUAAUCAUUCGUAGUUUAAUAAAUUAAUUCUUCACAAACUGCAAGAUAUGCUGAAAUUCUCUUGUUACAUGUACAUACCACAGAUGCUAAUACAGUCUGAACAACCCCCCAACACAAUACAUGCGCCUGUUCACAGGUUGUGUGAGGAAAACUGUCUUCUGUCUGCAGAUUUCUACACUACUGCUUCCGCUCUGUAUCACUAAUCCAGGCUCUUCACGAUCACAACUGACACUUUUAAGAACUGAUGCUCUUAACUAUUGUGAUAUUCUGAUUUGUUUCUUUUCACAGUUUCAUUAUUUCAAUUGUUACUGACCUUUUUUUUUUUUUUUUGAGGGUGAUAUUUGUUGUAACAAAGUGGCUCUCCUGACAUAAUC